Molecule: messenger RNA, 1131 nt
Organism: Paraglomus occultum
Lineage: Eukaryota; Fungi; Glomeromycota; Glomeromycetes; Paraglomerales; Paraglomeraceae
Source: the annotation of a GenBank genome assembly
AUGCCUGAAGCAGAACUAAUAGAAGAAUACUUUAAUGAAGAAAGACAUAAACAAGAACCUCAUAACAAUGAACCAAGUGCAAGAAGCUCUAAAAGAUAUGAAGUAUCUUCUGACAAGCAAACCUUACCUUUCAAAAUUGAAAAGAAAACCUCAGAGAAGAAAAACAAACUAGAAAAUCAAGUAUUUAGAAGGACAGAAAAGCGAGACAAAACUCAUACAGAGAAUAGAAGAGAAGAACGUUACAAAGAAAACUUGUAUAAAGAAUCUUUCAAUGACAUGGCUCAAUGCAUUCAGGCUUUGGAGAGAAAACUAACUCUAGUCGAUCAAGAAGAAAAACUUGAAAGACAACUUAGAGCAGAGACAACUUCAAACAAAAACAAGUCAAAAUACAGAGAAAGCACUGAGAGAAGAGAGGGAAGCAGAAGGGUAUAUGAUGUUAACAGAGAUAGCAAAGUAAAACAAAUUAAAGGAGAUAAUACAAAGGUAGAACUGCUAGCAGAGUAUGGUAAGUCAGAAGGAUACAAUAUAAUUGGAAUAGUAGAAACCAAUAUAGGUGAACAAGAAGGCAAAUGGAUAAAUACAAAAGAAUACAGGUACUCAAGCUUUUGGUUAGAAACAGAGAAAGGAAAAUAUAAAGGGUCAGGAAUCAGGCUACUAACAAUGCAGGAUAUGAGGAACAUCAUCUUAGAUAGCAAUAUAGAGCAGAUGGAAACAGUAACAGAUAGUGAUCAUGGAAUAGUCUGGUUACAAUUAGAUAGUGCAAGGAAGAGAAAAAAAAGAAGAGAAGAAAACCAAGAAGAAAUAGAAUCUGAAACAGAUAUUGACGAAGAAUGGGAGCUAAUAGCCAAGGCAAUACAAGCAGUAGUAAACAAGUAUAUUCCUUCAACAAAAACACAAAACUCAAAAAGUCAAAUCAGGAAAGAAGCUACGAAAUUACUAAUAUAUAGCAAAGCUAAGGUCUUAGGAAGGAUAUUCAGAAAAGGGUCCAAGGACAUAGGACAAAGUAUAGAUGAGCUUGAGAAGGCAAUUCUAAAUGUACGAAUAGAGUAUCUCAACACAGAAUACAAGACAAACAUCACACUCUUACUAGAAUUCUGGAACAAAGAAUACUGUAUUGAAAUUAAAGAGUAG